AUGGAAGACCACAGUAGUAGCAUGACUGACAAUUCUUUACAAAAGCUCUUUAAAGGUCAAACACUUAUAUCUUCAUACUUUACUAGUAUGUCCAAAGAGGUUACACAGGUUUCAGUCCAAUCAGACUCCAAUCAGACACAAAUUGAAGCUCAAAUUCAACCAAAAGAAACUGCCGAAGUCGAACAAACUACAGAAGCUCAAGUUGUUUCAGUCCAAUCAGACUCCAAUCAGACACAAAUUGAAGCUCAAAUUCAACCAAAAGAAACUGCCGAAGUCGAACAAACUACAGAAGCUCAAGUUGUUUCAGUCCAAUCAGACUCCAAUCAGACACAAAUUGAAGCUCAAAUUCAACCAAAAACUUACACUCCUACAGAACCAGAAGGUGUCUUCUCAUUCUCAACAACAGAAGCAAGAUAUAGAAGACUCAUUGCAGAUUAUCCAAACAAUUUGUCCUUAACAGACAACAAUGACUAUGAUAGAUAUUUCAAAA
This is a messenger RNA of Trichomonas vaginalis G3, 490 nucleotides long. RefSeq lists its product as uncharacterized. The transcript has a single exon. Lineage: Eukaryota; Parabasalia; Trichomonadida; Trichomonadidae. The record is from RefSeq and is a predicted model, not a curated record. The annotation marks the transcript as partial.